GUUCAUAGAACUCAUGUCUUUUCUGUGGCCACCCAAGUGGGUUUUGAGCCCACAUCCUUUCGACUCGCUCGCACAGACACACUGAUGCACACAGAGAUGACAAAGACGACGGUGAGGAUUGUAUUGACACAGAGACACAACUAUCUGCACAGACACACAGCAUAGAACUAUGCACCUCCACACUCUGUUCAACCAUUGAAGCUGAAGUACUGGUCAGCUACUACUGGAGCAUCUCAACUCAUAGCAUGACAUCCAACGCCACGCUUCCAUUCGUCCUCCUUGCCUCAGCCGGCCGAGAUGACAAGACCACUGUGGUGGACAUUGACGCCAUCAUGGACAACUUCAUCAUUGUCCUCUACACGCUGACCAUUGUCCUGGGCACCACGGGCAACUCUGUGGUCAUCUGGGUGGCGGGCUUCAAGCUCAAGCCCACCGUCACCAACGUGUGGCUGGUCAACCUGGCCGUGGCCGACCUCAUCUUCUGCCUGAGCCGUGUGCUCUCGCUGACCAAGAAGCUCUUCUUCGACUACUGGCCGUUCGGCAUCUUCCUGUGCAAGUUCAAUGGCUUCUUCAAGUACACCAACAUGUUCUGCAGCGUGUUCCUGCUUGCCGUCAUCAGCAUGGACCGGGCACUGUGCGUCUGGCACCCCGUCUUUACCAAACGCCGCCGGACACUCUGCGCCGCCCGCCUGAUGAGCACCGGCGUGUGGGCGGUGGCGGCCAUUUUGAGCGCCCCUUACUUUGCCUACCGCCAGGUCUACCUGGGCAAGAACAACCUGAGCAAGUGCUCGCUGGAGGUCAAGGAGCCAAUGGAAGGCGACAACAGCGCUAAGCUAGCGCUCUACUCCAUCCGCUUCCUAUGCGGUUUCCUGCUUCCUUUUCUCAUCAUCCUCUGCUGCUACGUCCUAGCAGGACUGGGCAUCCGACGCACCCGCCUGUCGGGCAAGUCGCGUCCCCUUCGUAUCCUGGCAUCGCUGGUCUGUGCCUUCUUCCUGUGCUGGGCACCCUACCACUGCCUUCUACUGGCCAAAAUGAUGUACAGCAAGAAUAACAUGGUGAAGGUGGGGCUGACAGUGGCCAAAGGCUUUGCUUACUUCAACAGUUGUGUGAACCCGCUGCUGUACUUCUGUAUGGGGUUGGACAUGAGGGGUUCAAGGUUCAGGCAGAGCUUAGCGGGGGUGUACCAGAGAGCACUAGCCGAUGACAGGGAUGGUCGGUCCACGCAGUCCAACGAGCGCACAGUGGAUGAUAGUUCUGGCCCUGCGUCACGACCUGUAAUGGUGACUGGUCAGUCUCGAGUGAAUGUGGCCAACUUCUGAGGGAAGUCACAUUUGGUAUGAGGAGGGGUUUCAUUCCUUAUUAAUUUACAGGCUAGUUAACACUGUAUAGCUGAAUAGCUUGUGUAGCUUGUGUAGUUGUUCAAACCGUUCACAUUCCAUUGACUUUGUUGUAGCUAGCUAAGAGAGUUUGUUGUAGCUAGCUAAGAGAGUUUGUUGUAGCUAGCUAAGAGAGUUUGUUGUAGCUAGCUAAGAGAGGCGGAAGCUAGACCACAGGGGAUACAUAGAGACUGUGAAUUUAUGUAAAUGACUGAAUAAAUAACUCUCACAGUUUCAAA
Molecule: messenger RNA, 1615 nt
Organism: Oncorhynchus keta (chum salmon)
Lineage: Eukaryota; Metazoa; Chordata; Actinopteri; Salmoniformes; Salmonidae
Product: fMet-Leu-Phe receptor-like
Exons: 2
Coding region: 246-1319 (357 amino acids)
Biological process (GO): complement receptor mediated signaling pathway; inflammatory response; phospholipase C-activating G protein-coupled receptor signaling pathway
Cellular component (GO): plasma membrane
Molecular function (GO): complement receptor activity; G protein-coupled receptor activity
Source: RefSeq, a predicted model, not a curated record